AUCAACCAAUCAGAGCCAGGAGGAGGGUCUUUGCGCUGUCAAUCACUCUCAUCCUACCACGUUCCCAGUUCCUCUAUGUUCCUCUACGUAGCUCACAUUCUGAAGGUUCAAUAAACUUUAAAGUCUAAUUAACAUUUACCGGUAAUACUGGAACUGGAAGACAUUUUAAAUAUCCAAAAUAAAUAACACAACAACAAAUAAAAUGAAUUACAAAGUCUCUGUAAACAAAACUGUACUUCAAUAAAAGGCGUAAGCGACAGAUUGAAGACUUUUGGUAGAAAGAGAGAAAAGAGAAAAACGAUAAUUAAUGCAAAUUGGAAUUAUUGCGCUCAUUUUAAUGUAUCAUGUGAUUAAUCAAUUUUUUACUUGUUGGGACAGGAGUAGUGUUCAUGUUUGUUUUAUCAUUUGAAGUGGAAAUCUGUAAUUCUAUAAUUAGAUUUAUGUAAUUCAGAAAGUCACAGCUGGGCACCAGGAGCUCAUGCAUCUGACUGCAAGACCUUUUUUUAGGAUCUCAGUCAUCUGAUAGUUGACUAACCAGUGAUGUUGCUGACAUUAACGACUGCAAAUGUUAUCAGACUGAGACUAAAAUAGCCUGCAUGAUGUCACAAAGACACGAGUUUUAAAGACGACAACAAAGGAGUAUAAUGAGGCUGCAGGUUAGAGCAAAAAUGUUUGAAAUGUUCUGAUGUCGCUCUUCUCCAUCAUUUUCACUCUGCUUUAUACCACCCAAAACAUCCAGACGUCAGGUUGGCCAAAAUGUUUUGUUGACAGUGAAAGCAGAAAAUAAUGAACUGAAGCAGUUUUGUAAUGUGACUAAAUUAGACUUCCUUAUGAAGUUAGGGAAAAGGUUUAAGCAGUCGGACUGAAAAAGUCUUUCCAAAGACAUUUCCUGAGUUACAGUGCACUGUAAAAGUUCGCCCAAUUACAGAUUUCUUCAAUCUACCCACUGCCUAUGUUGGUCAACACAUGCAGAGAGGCCAAUAACCUAACGUACGAAAAACCCAGAGGAAAACAACAAACCCGCAGGGAGACCUAAAGUCAAACUCAGAACCUGAUCGCUGUGCAAAAACCUGUCCAAGCUUACAGCCUUUAACUACAACCCAUAAAAACUAUUUAUAUCAGACAAAGAUCACAUGAGAAAAUACAAAAUAAAUUUAAAAUGAUGAUUUAUAACAAAAAAAAAUUAAGAAGAAGAAAUAAACAAAAUAAACUAAGACAAACUGAACUAAGUCGAUCUAUUCAAAGAAAGAGACUAAGAAACUAAUAAUAAUAAUAAUAAUAAUAAUAAUAAUAAUAAUAAUAAUAAUAAUAAUAAUAAUAAUAAUAAUAAAGUCGAAUAAAAAAAACUUAAAACAGCUCAGGAUCUGAUAUUAUCACCUGGUGAUAUUGUAAUGUAGAGCUGUGGUUAGCUAUUGUAGCUAAUCUUAUUGCUUAUUGUCUGAGAUAGUGGAAGGGGUCCUAGGAUUGAACCCAAUUAAGCACCCCACAUGUGAAAUACGUUUAAAUGGUUCAUCCUGUUUAUGUUUGCUUGUUUAGUCUUUCCAUCUAAUCAAAGUGUCUUUUAUUCAGAUAGAGCGGCCAUGGCUCUUCCUUCUGCCUUUCUCUCUGAAGACCAGUUCACCUGUUCAAUAUGCCUGGAAAUGUUCAACAACCCAGUCUCCACCCCGUGUGGCCACAGCUUCUGCCAGUCCUGCCUCUCUUUUUACUGGGACAGCAGAGGAAGAGAGCAGGUUGCAAAGGCUUACCAGUGUCCGCUGUGCAAAGAGUCCUUCAGCAAGCGGCCAGAGCUCCAGAUAAACCGAACCUUGAGGGAAAUCACCGAACAGUUCAAGCAGAUGUCACAGUCUGCUGAGGGAGCCGGAGGAGGAGGGGAACAUCUCGGCUUGAGGGCCCAACAUGCAGGUCCGUUUCCACCAGUGAGACCGGGGGAGAUGCCAGAAAGUCUCCUGGUAGAAAUGAUGGCGCGUUUCCAGGGGCUGACGGCGCCUUCGCCUCACCAGGGCUUCCAGAACAACCACGACCCACCGCCACCCUACUCCCCUUCUCUCAGCCGCAGCGCUGCUCAAAAUCUCCCUGAUGUCCAACCCAACCUGCCGCUGUGUCCCAUCCACAUGAGAGGCCUGGAGUUCUUCUGCCGCACUGACAACAUGUGUGUGUGCAGUGUGUGUGAGAAGACGGGAGACCACCGCGGACACAACGUCACCCCUGCUGAAAGAGAGUGGCACAUUAAGAAGUCGCAGUUAGGAAUCCAGGAGAUGGAGCUGAAAGAGCUCAUCUGCUCGAGAGAGAGGAAAGUGGAAGAAAUACGUAACUCCAUUCAGAAAAUAAAGGCUGCGGCGGAGAUGGAGACAGAUGGAGUCGUUUGUUCUUUGACGAAGCUAAUCUCUACGGCAGAGCACUGCCAAUCCAGAAUCUUGGAGGUGAUAGAGACGACUGUCGCAACAGCAGAGAGCAGAGCUCAGAGUUUGCUGAACGAGCUGCAGGAGGAAAUCGCUGCCCUGAAGAAGAGGAGCUCAACUCUGAGCCAGCUGGCUGUUUCUGAAGAUUAUGUGCUGUUUUUUAAGACAUUCCCUGCCUUGUCCUCGCCCCCACAGACGAAGGACUGGUCCAACGUCUCCGUGUCGUCUCACUCCACCUCUGAAGGGAUUCUCAGAACCAUCAGUCAGAUGGUGGACCGACUCCAGCUGGACCUGCAGAACCUGCCAGAAGCCCGCCAACAACAGCCGUCACCAGCUCCGCCGCCCCCUCGGCCAAUCCCAAGGAUAAGAAAGACUCAGGAAUAUGCAGAGGACAUCACCCUGGACCCCGGCACAGCUCAUCCACGCCUCAUCAUCUCAGCGGAUGGAAAGCAGGUCCAGUGCAGCGACCGGCAUCAGCUGGUCCCAGACAACCCAGGGCGGUUUGACCGCGUGGUGUGUGUGAUGGCCCAUCAGGGAUUCACCUCAGGACGCCAUUACUGGGAGGUGGAUGUCAGCAAUAAAACCGACUGGGACCUGGGAGUAGCGAGCCGGUCCGUCAUUAGAAAGGGUAAAAUCCCAGUGAGCCCCGCCAAUGGCUACUGGUUCCUCAGCCUGCGGGAUCAGACCAACUACACCUUCAGAACGAAUCCGCCCACCAGCCUGACAGUCGCCACCAGACCGUCGCGGGUCGGCAUCUAUCUAGACUGUAAUAAAGGACUGGUGUCCUUCUCCAACGUGGAGGCCAAACAGAUCAUCUUUACUUACACAGACAGUUUUAAAGACACCAUCCAUCCGUUCUUCAGCCCCUGCACCAAUAAAUCAGGGCAGAACGCGGCUCCUUUAGUAAUCUGUCCUGCAAUGACAGAAUGAAUGAACCAGUGUUCAUAAUCUUCACUUAUGUUGAAUCCCAGAGCUGAUUGUAAAUGUUUCUAUUGCAGAAGUCUGAAUUUUAGGUCUUGUUUUUAGUGAAUGCUGAAAGAAAUACUCAACCUUAAAGAAUGUGAGAAAGUCAGAAUGACUUCAGAUUGUAUGUAAAAAUUAAAAAACUACUGGCAGCUGCUGUCAGUUUGUUUUUACUGUUUCCUGAAAGGCGCGAUGCGAUUUAAUGGAUGUAACGUAGUAAUAUAUUAUAGCUCUCAAACACUCCUGUUGAAAUAUUAGCAUUCUGUGUUGUAAAUAAACCAUUUGAAAACA
Gambusia affinis (western mosquitofish) is the source of this 3653-nucleotide messenger RNA. Its product is annotated as E3 ubiquitin-protein ligase TRIM39-like. Gene Ontology annotation, molecular function: protein binding; zinc ion binding. Lineage: Eukaryota; Metazoa; Chordata; Actinopteri; Cyprinodontiformes; Poeciliidae. Bases 1521 to 3329 code for a protein of 602 amino acids. The transcript has 10 exons. The record is from RefSeq and is a predicted model, not a curated record.